CUACUUGUGUGGAUCCUGGAAACUGGAAGGCACCCAUUGGAAGACUGAAGCAGUCACAACUUCUCAAUAACCUUUGUCAGCAAGUAGAACAUAUUAAGGUUUCUCCGCAUCGUCGAUCAUCAUCGUAAUGAGCAGCAAGUGCUUGUUACUGGUGUCUGUGGUCCUCGCCCUCACAGGCCUAACGCAAAGCUUCCAACCACUGUUUGCAUCUGAUGGAAACUCAACUUCUCACCGCGAGAUCACCCAAAGGGCAGUUCUCCGAAAGACUGCUGAGGUCUGUCGAGACAUUGCUGGAGCAGAGGGAAGGGACUUCAGUCUGACUAUUGAUGACAGUCUAACAGCUGAUCGGGUACAAGAGGCAUGUUCGGUUUCAGACAAUUCCACCUCACUCCUGUCCAGUGUCUUGUUCCAUACUUCCAUUGCCAAUAUGUACUUUAGCAAUGCCAACGUGGAUUUAGCAUCAGCGCUGAGUGACGAGCACCAUUUUGAUGGUGAAAUGUUCCAGAAAGGGAGAGACCUAAUCACAAAAGGUGUGUCUGCUGUGAAGGCAAGUGUGAAACUGGAGAACUUCAUCGCAGGGCGCUGGACUCUUGGACGAAUAUGCCACACUCUGCAAGACUUCUACAGCCACAGUAACUGGGUGGAGUUGGGGAACAUAGCUCCUUACAAUGCCCUGAUCAAACCUGACAAAACUAUUGAGAAUCUGGCAGGACCAAAUAUUUCAACCUGUAGAAACUGUACAGGAGACAACUGCGAUGACAACCUUUUGCCUGACGUACUGCAGCAAGGGCUUCUUACUUCUGGCUACUUCAACCUCAUAUCGUCAGAAAAGCCAGAUGGUAAAUGCAGCCAUGGGGGCUCUUUUGACCAAACGAGCAAGCGUGACCCAGUGGGUGGCAUCAAUAAAGACAAAAUUGGGUCCAGCCAUGGUUCACUUCAUCGUGAAGCAGCUGAUUUGGCUGAGAAUGCAACUGUGGAGCUUCUGGAGGACAUCAGAACAGCUGUAGGAGAUCAGAACUUCCUACGACUGAUGGGCCUCUCCCAGUCCUCUGUACUGUGUUUUGUCAUUGACACAACAGGCAGUAUGAGCGAUGACAUAGCAGAAGCAAUGAGAGUUUCCUUUAAAAUCAUUGACAGUAAAAGGGGAACCCAGCAGGAGCCUUCAGCCUACAUAUUAGUUCCUUUUAAUGAUCCAGGUUUUGGUCCUCUACUAAUGACGACCGAUGCAGACAAAUUCAAAGAAAGCAUCAGCCAGCUGACUGCCAGUGGAGGUGGUGACAUCCCAGAGCUAUGCUUGUCUGGCCUGCAGCUUGCCCUUACUGCUGCUCCACCCUUAUCUGAGAUAUUUGUCUUCACUGAUGCUCCAGCAAAAGAUGCUGCCUUGAAAAGCACCAUAACUGCCCUUAUAGAGAGCACCAAAUCUGAGGUGACUUUCAUGCUGACAGAUGUCUUGACCAGUCGACGCAAAAGAGCACUGAAUCAAGCAGAUGCUCAGCUGUACCUUGACCUUGCACGGGCUUCUGGAGGUCAAGCCAUUGAGGUCAGCAAGUCAGAUCUUGCUCUGGCAACAAGUGUUAUAGAGGAUUCCUCAUCCAGUGCUGUAGUGACAGUCUUUCAAGUCGUGAUGAAUCCCGGAAAGCCUGAUAAUUUUACGUUUGUUUUUGAUAGCUCACUACGAAACAUUACGGUCUACAUCACAGGAACGUCCUCGCUCUCAUUUAAUCUCACCAGUGCCACAGGUGUAUCUCAGAGCUCUAGUGAGUCCAGUGGCCCUCUGGCAUCUCUGAGCUUGGCAGGUAACCUACGACGACUGACCCUCAACAAUGACAAUGAAACGGGAAUGUGGGAAAUCAGUGUAGACUCCAAUGACACGUACUCAGUAAAGGUCACAGGUCAAAGUUCAAUUUACUUCAUCUACAAUCUUGUGGAAUACCAUGAAGGACUCCAUGCAGACUUCUUUCUGAAAGAGGGACGUCCUCUUGCAGGUGGUAAUGCCACCCUCUUGGUCACAGUGGCAGGGAGUGACAGUGUAAAUAUUCCAGAGAUCACUUUGUAUGACAACUCAGGACCAGCAGAAGUCAACGGGACCUUGCAGUCAUUAGGAGGUUCUAACUUCCUGGUGACAUUUAAUGAGAUUCCAGCGGGUGAUUUUGUGGUUCGGUUGAGAGGAGAAGACAGCAGCUCAUCAUCAAGAUCAACUCCAAGCAGGUUCCAGAGGCAGGCCUCCACUCAGAUGAAGACUUCCAGUAUUUCACUGACCGCUCAAGCCAACAGCACCAACAUUGAACCAGGCUCCACUGUAGUCAUCCCAUUCACUGUCACCACAACAACCAGUGGAGUCAUUAACGAGACUGCAACUGGGACAUUUGCGGUGCGUGCUACCAAUGACCGCAGCUUUGACUCCACAUCGCCCAGUUCUGUCACCAUAGAAACAGACGGCGGAGGAAGAGCCAACGGCACCGUGACCCUAACCGCUCCUGCCACUGCGGCAUCGGGAAUGGACGUCACGCUUACGAUUGAGGCGGAUGAUGCAGCUGCGACUGAUAUCAACUAUGUUGUCCUUAGGUUUUCAGUUGCUGCUGAGGUGACUGAUGUUAACGGACCAGUGUGCCAGGAGGUCAGUACAUCCUCCAACUGCUCAUCUUCAUCGCUCUGUUACUCCUCCCAGUGGCAGUUUGUGGCCAAUGUUACCGACGGUGUGAAUGGGACAGGGAUUGAAAGAGUCACCAUCCGUGAAGGGAACGGCACCCUCAACACGACCACAGUGGUCGGGUCAGGGGGCGAGAACAUCACCGUUGCCUCCUACCAGGCCUCCUGCUGUGCAGACAAAGUGGAGUUGUCUGUUGUGGACAACGUGGGAAAUGUAGGAAUUUGCGUGGGCCAGGUGAGACAGUCCACUACAGUUGCACCUGUGACUGCAGCUAAUGUGACGACAUACACCACGUCCGCUGGAGGGUACACCCUGAGCUCAACACUUUGCGUCUGGAUAACUGUUGUGGCACUCCCGCUUUGGAAGUGA
This is a messenger RNA of Phycodurus eques (leafy seadragon), 3019 nucleotides long. Its product is annotated as von Willebrand factor A domain-containing protein 7-like. Bases 128 to 3019 code for a protein of 963 amino acids. Lineage: Eukaryota; Metazoa; Chordata; Actinopteri; Syngnathiformes; Syngnathidae. The transcript has 18 exons. The record is from RefSeq and is a predicted model, not a curated record.